UGUACUUCGCUAGACGGAAAUUCUAAACUAACAGACAUCAUAAUGAAAUAUUCUGUAAUUUUCUGUAUUGUUUUAGUAGUAGUAAGUUUUCACGAGUCUUUACAAUGCUCUUGUGAUUGGGGAUUCUUCGAACUCGAAGGCAAAAGCAUUCAUAACUCCAUCUGCCAUGACAGACAAUAUAUAUUGUUUAAGGCAGAUAAAAAAUCAGAAUUACCAGGAGCUAGUGGUAAUAACGAGAUUGAUGGAAAAGUUCGUUUUACUGUUACCUUACUGAAAAUGUAUACGAACGGUCAUGAAGACAACUUUGCUGCCGGAAGAACUGUGUUUUUGGAUGCUCCUAUGGCUAGUUCAUUAUGUUCAUAUAUUAAUUUUAAACUUGGCAAGAAAUACUAUGUAAAUGUUUUCGGUGCAACCAAGGAUUCCAAAACCUUUGACCUAAAUGGGUGCCAUUAUUCAUCAAGUGUGGCAGAGAUAUCGGAUGUUGAACGUCGUAUUAUUACAGGAGAGUUGGAUUGUCCAGCACAGGAAAUGGUGGUGUCAUAAUCUACAUUGGACUUCAAUCAAUAAAAUUUCAAAUACGUCAUAA
Molecule: messenger RNA, 586 nt
Organism: Mytilus trossulus (common blue mussel)
Lineage: Eukaryota; Metazoa; Mollusca; Bivalvia; Mytilida; Mytilidae
Exons: 4
Coding region: 43-543 (166 amino acids)
Source: RefSeq, a predicted model, not a curated record